Molecule: messenger RNA, 1259 nt
Organism: Cuscuta campestris
Lineage: Eukaryota; Viridiplantae; Streptophyta; Magnoliopsida; Solanales; Convolvulaceae
Source: the annotation of a GenBank genome assembly
CAUUAUCAGCGAUCUAAGAUCUGUUCAUCGCUCUUUCCCUUUGAAGAUCUUUGACUCUCAUUCUCCCAACCAAGAACAUUUUUUCUUUCUCGUCCCCGAGUCCACCCCAGAUCUGGUUUGCGGAAUAGGAGCCCAAACAAUGGCGUCGCCGAUCAAGAAUCCGUCGGAUUCAGCCUCUGUGAAUGACAACAAUGGCGAUUCAGGGGAUGCCCAGAUUCCAUUCAAGAUCUUCAUAGGGUAUGACCCACGGGAGGACACUGCCUUUGAGGUCUGCAGGCAUUCCCUCCUUAAGAGAUCUUCAAUCCCCAUUGAAAUCCACCCCAUCAAGCAAUCUGAUCUGAGGCAGAAGGGCCUCUACUGGCGCGAGAGAGGGAAAUUGGAGAGCACUGAGUUCUCGUUCACACGUUUCUUGACCCCACACCUUGCAGGGUACCAAGGGUGGGCCAUGUUUGUUGAUUGUGAUUUCCUCUAUUUGGGUGACAUUAAAGAAUUGAGGGAUUUGUGUGAUGAUGAGAAUCUUGCUGUGAUGUGUGUCCAACAUGAUUAUGCCCCAAAGGAGACAACCAAAAUGGAUGGGGCUGUCCAGACAGUGUACCCUAGGAAGAACUGGUCAUCCAUGGUUCUUUACAACUGUGGGCACCCUAAGAAUAAGGUCCUAACACCAGAGGUUGUGAAUUCUGAGUCUGGGGCAUUUCUCCACAGGUUCAUGUGGCUUGAGGAUCAUGAGAUUGGGAGUGUCCCAUUUGUGUGGAACUUCCUUGUAGGACACAAUAGGGUUGUUGAGGAUAACCCAGAGACCUUCCCAAAGGCCAUUCACUACACACUUGGAGGGCCUUGGUUUGAAGCUUGGAAGGAUUGUGAGUUUGGGGAUUUGUGGCUCAAGGAGUUGGAUGACUACAAGAAGUCAAAAGCGACGCAAAAGGCCUCGAAUUGACCUCAAAUCACCGGGGCCCGCUGCGUGAUUUUGAGGCCAAAUUUGUAUGCUUGUUAUGCAUUUUGGCCUCAAAAUCGAGUCUUGGAUUUUCGGGUCGCUUUUGUUUGUUGUGCAAGUUUGUUGUAACAUUUGUUGUUUCUUUAUAGGUAUAUGGAGCACACAACUUUCUGAUUUUUUUACCAUAAUGGUGCAUUGUUCUUCUUACAGGGUUCAAUCCCAUUUUUAAAGAGCUUGUUAAGGACAUAGAGAUGUAAUGUAGUUUGGUCAUGUGUUUUUUUUGUAUGUAAUAAGUCCUAAUAACUACUAAUAUAGUUUGAAGAUAUUG